AUGGACAUGCAUGCAAUUAAUUUUAUUUCAUCUAGAGAUGCUGUUCGAAUCACUACUGCCAGUGUUCAUCUCGUAGAAGAUGUGUUGCACGGUCAAUUGCAUUUGAGAAUUUGCAUAGAACACUUCCGAAGAGGGUGUACAGCGAAACGUUUGGUUGUUGUGAAAGUUUACGCCCGAGUGUUAUCUACUGAUGUUAAAUACAAAACGCUAUCCAUUGUACCUCAGACAACCAGUAAGGAAAUUGUCCGAAUGUUGUUAAACAAGUUUCGGAUGAAACAUCGGGACCCAAAUCUGUAUUACUUGGCAAUGGAGGUGUGGAUAAGAAAAACAGGUUUGCCUAUCAGAACAGUUCUAAUGUUGGACGAUGAGGCUAGACCCGGUGAACUUCAAGCAUGCCAUCCGGGUGGAGAAUUCAGAUUUUUAUCGUCGAAUCCACCAGUGUGUAGGUUUAUGCUUCAGAUGAGGAGGGGCGGUUUAGUGAAGGUUUAUGAUAGCUGUUUAAUGACAGGGUCCCUGUACAAAAGUCUACUGGUGUCAGAUAAAACUACGACUGAAGAAUUAAUACAGCUUCUUCUGCACUGUUACAACUCUAAGGAAAGGCCGACCAAAUUUGCGUUGUUUGAGACAUCUUCCAUUCAAAAAUAUGAAAGAAAGCUUCAUCCACAAGACUACCCUCUUUUAAUUCAACAAGGUUGGCCCAGCCAAGAACAUUUUGCAUUUCUUCUACGUAGAAAUAUUGAUUGUUGCCAAAAACAAAAACUUUUCAAGAUGAGAAGUGAUAACGUUUCAGGAAGCAAGACAUUUGGGGUAUGCCUCAGAGAUGAAAUCAGCCAGUCAUCAUAUCACUCCAUGACACUGUUGCCUUCUGUCAGCAAUUAUGAAAAUUAUUUUUAUAUCUGAAAAUAAAUAUAUUGCUUCCUAAACUAGUCAGCUAUUUAUGAAUUUAGAAAACAUGCUUUUGCAAUUAACUACCACCUUUAUGUUUUAUGAAAGGAAAUUAUUAUUUUUUACUCUAUAUUUUAUGAAGCAGCUUCCGGUAGUAAAAUGUUCAUGAACACAUUGGUUUGAGUGUUUAAGUUGGAUUAAUAGAAAAAGCAUAAUUAUGUGAAUAAAGAAAAUUUAUUAUUAUAAAUUUUGAUAAGGGGAAAUUAUAUUUUGAACCAUCUUGGAGUCUUCUUGGUUUCUACUUCUGACAUUAUUUCUCUAGUUGCAUACUUCAGUUUUAAGAUCAGCUUAUGGUUGUUUGUUUGGAAUGUAAAUUUAAGCAGUAGCAUACAGUUUUUAUAAUAAACUUAUCAAAUUUGAGAAAAAAGUCUUGUCAUUUUCCCUGAUACAUUUUUCUGUUACAUGUAUUAGUAAGCUAGUAACAAAAGUUACUUAAGCCCACAAUAUAUUAUACAAACCUUAAAAAUUCUAUAAAAAAGGUGAUCCAAAUUUUCAAAUCUCUGUCAGUUUAUUUCUAUUAAAAGAAAAAAGCCUUGUCAUUUUGCUGUAUACAUUUUUGUGUUACAUGUAAGCUAGUAGCAAAAAUUACUCAAGCCUACAAUAUAUUAUAUAAACAUUAAGAGUUCUAUAAAAAAAGAUGGCCUGAAUUUCCAAAUCUCUGUCAGUUUAUUUUUAUUUGUAACCAUUUUAAUGUUGUGUAAAGUGGAAAUGGCUAGACAGGUUUAUACUUUUUCUCAUCUACUAAGGCUUCCAUUUUUACCUUUAUUGAGUUGAGCAGUUUUACAUUACCUUAUGCCCCCAGUGUCACAGCGAUAUGUCUGCAGGCUUACAACGCUAGAAACCGAGUUUCGAUACCCGUGGUGGGCAGAACACAGGUAGCCCUUGUGUAGCUUUGUGCAUAAUUAAAAACAAACAAACAUUACCUUAUUAGUAGAAGAUAUAAGUAUUAACAUUCAAACCAUCACUUUUUUCUUUUGUUUGUAUUUUCAACAGCUAUAAACCAAAGCAUAUUUUGGAAUAUUGAAUUGUAAAAAAUAUAUUUAUCAUGGGUAUAAUUGUAAAUUUUGUCUUCUGGUAGUUAUGUGUGUGGAUAUAAAUAUUUUUAAUCAACUUGAAUAUAUUAAAAAUAGUGUUGCUAAGACAGUGCAGUAUGGUAUAAAUAAUAUCAGUAAGGUACUAAAUUUAAGAUUUUAUUGCAUGUAUUAACUAACAAACUUCUCAUUCUUAUUACAAAAACUCGAGUCCUUAUGUGAAUGAAUCGUUUAUAUUGAAAUAUCUUUCAUUAAAGGAAUUUCACACAUUAAAAAUGGAUUUCAUGAUGCAGUGUUUCAGGGAGGAAAGUCUAUAAUGUCCAAUAAUCUAGUAUUAUUAAUUUUGGAUGUAUAUAAUAUUCCUAGAUGUCAUCCUCCCAUUAUGCUAUUAACAUGUAAAACACAAUUGUUUGAAAAUUAAGCUUUCAUUGAACACAAGAUAUUAGUGUAUAAAACUGAGCAUGUACAUAAAGAA
Molecule: messenger RNA, 2451 nt
Organism: Limulus polyphemus (Atlantic horseshoe crab)
Lineage: Eukaryota; Metazoa; Arthropoda; Merostomata; Xiphosura; Limulidae
Exons: 9
Coding region: 1-900 (299 amino acids)
Biological process (GO): positive regulation of epidermal growth factor receptor signaling pathway; positive regulation of fibroblast growth factor receptor signaling pathway; signal transduction
Source: RefSeq, a predicted model, not a curated record